UAAGGCAAUUCGCGCGCUUUUCACUUCCACCUUCUUUAAACUGCGGGAAAAAACUUGUGGCAGUCAGAUACGGAAAAGAAUUAAAUAAUUAAAUAGUAUAUAAUCAAAGAAUCCACUCGUCAUGGACAUCGACUUCGGCGCGGAGGCGGGGCAGUCCUAUCGAACAGUGCAGCUCUCCGCGAAAGAAGUGCUCGCUGCUGGCCGCCGUCAGCAUUAUUGUAACAUGAUUGACCUGUUAGCCAGUAGUUGCAAGAGCUCCGGAUUAAUAGAUACGCUCUUCACGGACGAUGAGCUGGUGGAGUUUUGGCUAGGUGACAUCGUACCACUCAUGUUCGAUACGGACCGCAAGAUUCAGGACUGCGCAGUCGCAGCCCUGGCGGAGGCAUUGGUGGCCCUUGAUGUCGCUGUCAUCCACUCGACCAAGUGCUGGCCCCAGAUUCGCAAUGAAUUCGUUAACAAUUACACCACGCGAAUUGGGGAGAUGCGCGAUGCCAAAAACUCCAACUGGCACAAGAUCUGGACGCUGUUGGUGCAGAUCAUGGACGAGGAUCUGCUCAGGGGCUGUGUAUACAUCAACAAGUUUCUGGCCCUUGUCGAACUGGGUUUUCGCAACCCCGACAAUGGUGUUCGCUCAGAGGCCUUCCUUUGCUGGCGUGUGUUGAUCAAGAUCUUUGCCGCCUACGAUGAGCUGGCAUCCGUGAAGAGACUUCGCUUGCUUCUAAUCCCCUUGCGAACCUCACAGUCACGAUCCUCUCACGUGAGUGGCAUUAAACUGCGUGUGUGGUGGUACCUUCUCAGUUGCCUGGAUCAAGAGAUGCCCAAAUCUUUUGACAGUGCUGUGGAGCACUUUCUGGCCUUCAUGUUUGGCGGAGGUCCUCGUAAUCUGCCCACUGGUCUGGCCCAUAACUACCAGACAGCCAGGGAGUUGGCUUUGCCCUGCCUGGUUUCACUUUGGGGCGUGGAGCCCAGUGAACCACUACAACGAUUGCUAAGGGAACUGCGUCUGGAAACCUUGGGUCAACCGUCGCCUCUAAUGAAUCGAGAGGUACUGCAGCAGCACUGGGAACCACUGUUGGCAUCAGCUGUUGCCGGUAUGAAGCUACUCACCGAAAACGACGCCACAGAAGCAGAACAGCUUCUACUACAGCUGCUCGUACGGAAUCUCUGCGUGGCCAUGUUUCGGUUUGCAUUGGCUCCCUUUAACGUGGCAUGCUGCAGUGAAAUGGAGAAAAUCCUGGUUGCCGAAAAUACCUCGGGUGGUCGGGUAGUACGUGCUUUCUUCAAUACCAUAGCCGGAGAGAAUUUGGUGAUGGAACGUGUCGCUGGAAGCGACCACCUUGAUGUUCUAGAGGCUUACCUAAAGCUGAUCAUAAAGUCCAGGACAGAAGUGCCAGCGGCAAUUCUGCAAAGGAGUAUAGCAUGGAUCUUUGCCGUCGAACGCAUUGAGGCGGGUAAUCAGAACGAGUUCCGGAUGCUUAGCUCUUUCGCUGAACUUCUGAUGCAGGCCAACGAUGAGGAGGACUUUGAGGGAUUCGCAGUUAAGCUACAACUGUGGCGGCAAGUCUCGCACGCUUUGUCGAACUAUCUGCGAGCCAACGCCCUUGAAUACCGCGUGGCACAUAAUGCUGCUCUUCUGGACACGUGGCUUCUAUGGCCGCUUCAGACAUUGGCUGCAUUUGCUGGACGUCGUGCUAGCAACUCCUUCGAUAGCUCUUUUUGCGAGCAAUGGCGCCACCUGCUAAAUGCUGGCCAGAAUGCAUCAGAAAGAAAGAAGUUCUUGACAGACCUGAAGGCUACGCUUGCGGACCUUUUUAAGAGCAAAGACGAGCCGCUAUUUGCGGAGCUCUUUGAUGCUUAUGUGGCCUCUGUAAUCAAGCAUGGACUCUGCAAGGAGGCACCUUUGUACAAAGAUGUCUUUGGCUUGCUUCAAAACAUUUUUGAGCACACCUCCUCCCAGCAGAUGCUUGAGGCCUGUUUGAACACCCUCCGCAAUUUGGUACUGGAGUUGCGCCAAAAUGAACUUAUGGUUGUGUUUGAUACCCUGAAACCCACUUUGUCCUCUGCCAUCCAGUGCUGGAAUAAGAUUAAGUGCGAGGGAGGAUUUCUGGAGGAGUGGAAGCGUGCCAUCCAAGAGAAGUUCCGGAAGUUACCCAUGAAAACUAUGGCCAAUCAGCUAAGAGAUCUUUUUAAAGGAAAUGACCUAUUCGUGAUCAUUCCCUCAGUGUGGAGCCUGAAUCCCGAGAAGCUUACGGAUCGUCAAAAGGAGCGCUUUGCCGAAAAGUCCGAAAUUCCAGCUCUAUACAAUGACAUGUCACAGUCACAGGAUUCGGCUUCUAUCAAGCCCUGGACGCCCAAGAAGGUAGUUAUCGCAAAGAGCAAACAGGGUGAGCUGGCCUUAACCGGCAAGGAUAACAACGAGGAGGUAGUCGAUAUUACAAAUAGCCAGGAAACGGAAAAGAAUCCAGUAACAACCGAUGUAUCCACCCCCAUUCGAAAAGGACCCGGCCGUAAAAGUCGAGCUCAAAAAGAAGAGGAGGCCGCUACCAAGGCGUUGAAUCCAGUUGAGGAGCUGCCAAAGCGUCAGACGCGUACACGGGCGGCUCAAAAAGAUGUGGAACAGACGGCACAACCAUCACCAAUUCCUGAUCGCCAGCUAAGAUCACCCAAGAAAUUGCCACCCCCACCACUCGCUCAAUCCACAGCAGCUGUCGGAAGACAGACUAAGGUUGCAAAACCCACCCCCGUUGUAGUAAUUGAGCAAAGCGAGGAUCUUUUCCCAGAAUGUACCGCUGAACAGGGACCUGACACAGAACCGGUUAAGAAACCAGAUGCUGCUACCGAACCGCAGUUAACGCCGCCACAAAUUCCCGUAGAGUCCGUGCCCUCCACCCAACUGCCAGGAAGCAGUGGUGAUGUUGCUCCUGCUGCGGCUGUGGUGGCUGCCGUGGAGACUUCUCCCAAGAAGCAGGGCACUCGAAUAUGCAAUUUGAAUUCCCCACCUGAUCGUAAGCAAACGAACAAUUCCUCGAGUCCCACCUUAAGGCCAAAGCCCACAGGCCAUCUUACCGGACGCGGUGCCCAGCUGAUCAACAUGAUCCGCAACAAGAAACUUGACGCCGCCGCCGGUUCCCCUUAUGCUUCCAUGUCCACCUCUCGCCUGGUGCACCAAGUCACACCAGCCCGUGUCCAAGAUCGCUCCGAGCAAGUGUCCACACCCACCAGCGAACUGAACGAACUGACGGGCACCGAUCACACUUCCACACCGAUUCAGGCUCCUGCCUCAAAGGACCUGCUGGUGUUCUCCAAACGACUGCCCUCGCCAUCAGCCAGUCCAUCGGUGAGCAUUUUGAAACGCAAGCUACGUUGCGAUAGCCUCGAUGAUGUCACUUUGGAUUCGCCGGCCAUGAAGCGAAAGCGGGUUAGCUUCCACGACCCACCGGUGUCCGUGACCAAAGAGUACCUGCGGGAUACCGAGGAGACACGCAGCAGCUUAAAGCCCAAGCGAUGCCUGCUAAUGGACAAAGUGGCCCAGACCACCGAGAUGCGCCAGGCGCUAAGGCGACGUGGUCGCCUAGACAGUAUAAUCGAGAUCGAGCGAUUCGCUAGUGAACAGACGGCCAGAACAGCGACGACAGACAAGGCUCUAGACAAGUCCACUGGAGAUGCUGCCGAAGAGGACGCUUUUACCAGCCUGAAAUGGAACGACACUGGAAACGCCCACAACACUAGUAUUAGUGAAGAAUCUGUUAAGGCCAUGGAGGUGGAGCCAGAGUCAGAGCCAGCUGGUCAGGAUCUAGACAUGGAUGCAGAUGCCGCUCUUGAACUGGUCGUAGAGCAGUUACCACUGGAGUCCGUUCUGCAGCGGUACUUUGAUAAGAGCCAACUGAAGAACGCCGGCAUCUUGGCCAAGUUCCUGUCCGCUCAAAUGGCAGGCAACGAUAAACUAAAGACCAACGUAUUAGAGACUCUGUCGGAGAACCACUCCAAAGACUUCCUGGACCACGCUGUGCGGGAGAACCUUUCAUCGGUGGUGUGCGACCGCCUGAAUCCCAACUCUGUGCUGGAAUAUGUUUGUGCCAAAUCCAAGAUCAGUAACAGUUGCCGCAUCGGGCUGUUGGCCCAAGUGCCGGAAAUCCUAAAGAGCGGCCCACGUUCCGAUGGCGAGCGGCUGGCUUUUAUGCAGCAGCUGCUGGUUCAGUGCAGCCCUGGUGACGACCAGCUCAUCGAUCUCAUUGACCUUCUAAUGCGUACGAGACGCGAGCGGAACAGCAGUAUCCCCAGCCGCAUUGCAAAAAGCGUUGUAUCCGCAGCUGGAAGCCCUGACAACGUGGCCGAGACCGCGGCAGACUCCUCAUCCAACUUAUGAGUUGAGUUGAAAUUUUACAUGAAAUUUUGCUUAGUUUGCCAUUGACUUCGGAUGGAAAAUAGUUUUUAUCUACUUAGUUUUAGAAAGUUAAGUUUAAUUUGCAUUUUGUUUAAGAUAUAUUUUAUGCCCGUUGGUGUAUUACGUUUCGGCUGCAAAAUUUUGCUUCAUUUUACAAUAAAUUCAACAUUUUAUUUUUAA
Molecule: messenger RNA, 4564 nt
Organism: Drosophila eugracilis
Lineage: Eukaryota; Metazoa; Arthropoda; Insecta; Diptera; Drosophilidae
Gene: Rif1
Product: telomere-associated protein RIF1
Exons: 4
Coding region: 122-4366 (1414 amino acids)
Biological process (GO): telomere maintenance
Cellular component (GO): nucleus
Source: RefSeq, a predicted model, not a curated record